UUGACAAACAUGGUAGUAAGAUCAGCAUAUUUUUGUCUAAACUCAAAUUUAGAUUAUCAUUAGCUAAACUAGCGGAUGUUACAAAUACUAAGCCUAGGCCUACUACGGGAGAGUGUAUUUGUUUUGAGAGCUCUGUUUUUGGAGAAAUUACUUUGUACGUAAAAUUAUAUUUGACCUAUUGAAUAGAAACAGUUUUGAUUAUGCCUAUAAAAAACAUGUGUAAAUCAUAACAAAGUGAACCACGAGGGCUGCGCUGAGUCUUACGUCGUCUUUAAGGUAUGGUUUUAAAAGGAGAUGAUCGCUGACAAAGAUACGUGCAGGUGCUAUAACGAAACCUCACGAAGGUGAAGAAAAACGACCAAAGCAAAACCUACAGCGAAAGUUCCUCAAAGGGCACAUAAUGGUGGCGAGGAUGGCGAGCUGCGGAGCCACUUGUCACCUGGAUGAAGGAGAUGGAGACGUCCCUGUCCCUGGCCAGAAGGGUAAUCUGACUGAAAGUGAUAACAGUGGCUCAGACAAUGCAGGGACAUCUACAGAGGAGAGUUCUGAAGAUGAGGAGGAGGAGGAUUCUGACGGCUCUGCUGUGAAAGGAGGAGCAGAAUCAGAGGAGCCUGCCGUUGAGGAUUCCUGUAAUGAAUCGGAGUCGGCUCCUCAACCUGAUGCAGAGGUUUCCCUUGCUAAAGAUAUGCCCCCCAAGACAUGUGAAAAAUGCAAGGCUGUCCAGCAGAGUCAAGGCAAUGAUCUGGUUACUCCCAGGAGGAUCUCUAAAGGUCGCCUACAGGUGCAGCUGGAGGGAGAGGGGGCAUAUGAGUGCUCUGUCACCGGCCUGGUGUUUGAGGUGUCAGAGAGAGUCCUGAUCCGCUACUCGGUCCUGUCCUGGUCCAAGUUUGGCAAGUUCCUCGGGGACUGCUGGAGGUUCGCUGGGCCCAUCUUCAACGUGGACUGUGUCAACAGCCCCUCGUCCGUCCUCACCUCCAUCCAGUUCCCUCACUCCCUCUGCCUCGCUGACCCUGACAGUGAAAUGACCUUCAGUGUCCUGCAUAUGAAGGACAGCUGUCCGGUGAUCGAGCCCUCGGUUGACCACUCUGGCAGCCAUGUAAAGUGGCGUGUGUCGUCCCUGUCCCCGGUGGGGCCCAUUGUCCAGAGCAGCCAGCCUGUAGAGCACCACGGGGUGGUCCUGGUGUAUAAGGAACUGGCUCUGAACAACUCUUACUCCUUUCGCAUCUACCUGGCCACCAACAACUCCUCCGACAUUAAGGACAUAGGGAAGGAGGUGCGUUGCUCCAAGAGGCGUUACCUGAAGGUAGAGAAGCCACCCACCUGUAAGCUGGAUGAGAGGAGGUACCGCCUCAUGAGUGAACCAGAGGGAGACAUCAGCCCUGCGGACUUGCAGUUCACGCUGGCCGUGACUAAAUUGAAGGGAUAUUUUGAGGCGUUCUUUGAGCAGCCCCCUCCCUUCAAGCUCUCCCUCAUAGAGACAGAGUCCGACCAGACUGUGUGGUCAGCCACCAUCAGAGAAGGUGACUGUGUGGACAAUGCAGUUGAAAAACUAAGGAAACGGACAGAUAGCAGGAAGAGAAGCACCAGCACAUCAGAGGAAGAGAUGACCAAUAAGAGACCUCGAUGUGCAGAUGAGUCAGACGGAGUGCGGACAGUGCAGGUCCCAGACGUGUCGCCCAAGCAGCUGAUGCAGGUGGCUAAGCGGCUGGGGAAGGAGUGGAAGCAGGUGGCUAUCGGUUGCCUGGACCUGUCCUCCAAAGAGCUGGACGAUAUUCAGGCCAGCGAGGAGGAUGUCAUCAUGCAGAGGUUUAAGGCAUUGGAGCGCUGGAAGACUUGCAGGCCGAAGGGUCAAGCCACUGUCGCUCACUUCUUGAAGAGCCUACAGGAGUUCGAUGACCUGCCCAAUGAGGUCCACCAGACACUGCAAGAUAUGAUGGACAAUAAAGCUGCCAAAUGACAUCUUUAGCCUCCCUAAGUCCCUGCCUUUCCGCAGCCCUGUCGUCAGUAAGACAGAGAGACAAUGGGUGAGAGACGUUUGAACUCUUGACUUGAAGACAGAAAUUUCUACUUUAUGCUGUAUGGCUGGGGUACUUAACUCUUACCCUCUGAGGUCUGGAGCCUUCUGGUUUUCUGUUCUACAUGAUCAUUAAUUGCACACACCUGGUGACUCACGUUUAAAUCAGUCCCUGAUGACAACAUUCAGUGGAACUGGCUUCAAGGUUCAGAGUUGAGUGUGAGGGCUGUAUGGAGUAGGAUGAAUGUUUUCUCUAGACCAGAUAUGGGCAACUCCAGUCCUCGGGGCCUGGUUGGUGUCACACUUCCCCCCCAUCCCUAGCAAACACCGCUGAUUAAACUAAUUGCGUUCUAAAUGGAAGAUCAUAAUUAGUUGAUUAUUGGAGUCUGGUGUGUUAGCUGGGGCAAAAGUGUGACACCAAUCCAGCCCCUGAGGACUGGAGUUGCCCGUCCUUGCUCGAGAGGCUGAUCUAAGGUCAGCUUUGCAUACCUCCUUCAUAUAUUGAGGAUUUGAGGAGGGUACAUUGAUCCUCAAUCAGAAGCAUUAUGUGUCCUGGCACCCCAGCCUAGCACUGUCACCCCCUCUCAGCCCAAGACAAUUGCCUUCAACUGAAAUGUUUGAUUCCUGCAGACCUGGAGGCUGGAUCUAGAGAACUUUGUGCCCCACCUAGUAGUGAUAUUUAGUAGUGGGAAACCCUGGCUUUUCACCCCUCCCAAAGACAAUUUCACCAAAGCCUUUCAUCUUGAAGGGUCAUUCUCGUAGUCCAUUAACUUUGAAUAAUGCAGACGUACCUGAAGCUGUAGAGGUACCCCAAACAGCCAGGAGCUAAUGCUACAACCCGCGGUGCAGAGAAGACUUGUUAUGUCAUAGAUGAGCUCUGGAAAAUAGGUAGCUAAAGUGUAGCCAGUAACAGACAUGGUGCUGCAGUAUGGAAACUGCUGACAAACUUUUGGGGAGUUGUAUAUUUUGCAUUUUGAUAUUUGUCAUUCAAGGCAUUACCACUUAAUCAUGGAAUUGGACCAACUUCUCAAGGAGUGUAGCUGUACUUUUUAUACUGUGUACAUAUUUUCUCUGUAUUUAAACUAUGCUGCGAUUGUUUUUAUUUUUGUACAGUUUGUGUUUGUUUGUUUUUAUGUGUGUUAUGACCAAAUUGAGCCUGUCAAACUUAGUGGUGAUAGCUAAGCUUCAUCUCAGAGAAAAGAUUGGUAAUAUUUACUUUUGUUUAGACUGAAUCGUGUCCAUUCUGUAGCCUGGAAAUCACACUCAGUGCAUUUGAACAUGGUGGGAUUGAAUGAAUUCCAGAAGCCACUAAUUUAGGAGAGUAUUUUUAGUUAAUAAAAAGGGGUACUAACUCAUUUAAAACCUCUUUCAAUAGGGAUGUCACUGUUGCAGAUACUGGGAUCCAAAUACUUUAGGGAGAGUAACAACGAUUAACUGUUGAAAUUAUAAAUGGGAAAACCAUGAGUUUAGUGGUAAAUUGGGUAUUGGAUGCCAUUUGCAAGUGUGUACAUAUGUUUACACUCAGAAUGAUCUCUCAAAAUCCAUCAUUUAAUAUUCCAGUUGUUACAUGUGCACUUCUGUAAUGUUACACUUCAGGUAUGGGCCUUCGUAGGGCUCUGGGUAUGGUGCCUAAGAUUACAAAUCUUUGACUGAAUAAAAUAUUUUUUUGGGAAAGAUGAAUUUCAUUUAUUUCAUUGCAAAUAGUUUUCAGCUAGUAGAGGUAGACCUACAGCUUGAUGAGGUCUUCAUGACUGUUAGUAAACACAUGUAUCAUUAAGUCAUAGCCUACAGGUUCAGUGGCCUUUACAGAGAUGCUUGACAAAUAAUGACCAUGCCAAGUUGGGAACCAACAGGACCCUGAACAGCUUCCACCCCCAAGCUAUACGACUGCUAAAUAGUUAGUUAAAUAGUUAACCAAUAGCCAGGAAUAUCUGCAUUUCCCCUUUCUGCACUAACUCUUUUGACUCAUGACAUAAAACAGCAACAGCAGUGUAUAUAUCCUGUUGCCUAGUCACUUUAUCCCUACCUAUAUGUACAUAUCUACCUCAAUUACUUUGUACCCCUUCACAUUGACUAUGUACUUGUUUCUUGUGUUAUUUUUCUAUUCAUUUUUCAAAAAUGUUUCUCUGCAUUGUUAGAAAGGGCCCAUAAGCAUGUGACAAAUAAAAUGUGAUUUGAUUAUGAUUUAAUUUGCCAGUGGUGUUAAGUAAAAAUACCCUGAAGAACUACUUAAGUAGUUUUCUUGGGUAUCUGUACUUUACUACUUAUAUAUUUGAGAACUUUUACUUCACUACAUUCCUAAAGAAAAUUAUGUACUUUUUUUUUACUCCCAUGUAUUUUCACUGACACCCAAAAGUACUCCUUACAUUUCAAAUGCUCAGGCAGGACAGCAAUAUAAUCCAAUUCAUGCACCUAUCAAUAUAAUGCCUUGUCAUCCCUACUGCCUCUGAUCUUGCGGACUCACUAAGCACAAAUAUGGUGUUUGGAAAUGUUGUCUGAGUGAGGUGAGUGUGCCCCUGGCUAUCCAGAAAUAAAUUAAAAAACAAGACAA
This is a messenger RNA of Oncorhynchus masou masou (cherry salmon), 4565 nucleotides long. RefSeq lists its product as uncharacterized. NCBI's taxonomy places the organism in Eukaryota, Metazoa, Chordata, Actinopteri, Salmoniformes, Salmonidae. The transcript has 17 exons. Gene Ontology annotation, biological process: mRNA export from nucleus; regulation of DNA-templated transcription elongation. The coding region runs from base 401 to 1957 and encodes 518 amino acids. Gene Ontology annotation, cellular component: THO complex part of transcription export complex. The record is from RefSeq and is a predicted model, not a curated record.